This is a messenger RNA of Priceomyces carsonii, 885 nucleotides long. It is a transcript of the gene CRC1, whose product is annotated as carnitine:acyl carnitine antiporter. Gene Ontology annotation, molecular function: O-acyl-L-carnitine transmembrane transporter activity. Bases 1 to 885 code for a protein of 294 amino acids. The record is from RefSeq and is a predicted model, not a curated record. Gene Ontology annotation, biological process: carnitine transmembrane transport; mitochondrial transport. Gene Ontology annotation, cellular component: mitochondrial envelope. NCBI's taxonomy places the organism in Eukaryota, Fungi, Ascomycota, Pichiomycetes, Serinales, Debaryomycetaceae. The transcript is spliced from 2 exons.
AUGGAAGAAGUAGACAGCGUCUUGAUUGAUAAUGUGAAAUCAUUCGCUUCCGGUGGUUUUGGGGAUAGGCGUUGUAAUGUGAAGCAUCAUCUAACACAUUUUAGUGCUGUAUUAACAGGCCAUCCAUUUGACUUGAUCAAGGUUCGUUUACAAACCGGUGUUUAUAAUUCUACAGCAGAGUGCUUUAAACAAACCUUGCUUAAAGAUGGGCCCCUAGGUUUCUAUCGAGGUGUGCUUCCUCCAUUAUUGGGAGUCACUCCUAUGUUUGCUGUAUCUUUUUGGGGUUAUGAUGUUGGGAAAAAAUUGGUCUCUUCUUACACUGGAGUGACUGCUAGUGAAUUUACAAUUCCUCAAAUUUCAACCGCUGGAUUCAUUUCUGCUGUUCCUACUACAUUAGUUGCAGCUCCCUUCGAAAGAAUCAAAGUUAUGAUGCAAAUUCAAAGUGGUGGAAAGUCCUCAAUGGCUUCUGUCGUUAAAGAAAUGUACAAGACAGGAGGCAUAAGAUCUAUUUUCAAGGGAUCAGUUGCUACCUUAGCUAGAGAUGGACCGGGCUCUGCGUUGUAUUUUGCUACAUACGAAUAUUUGAAAGAAAAAUUAUCUGCUCCAGGUGAAGACUUGUCUUUGUUUGCCAUUACUAUUGCUGGUGGAUUUGCUGGUGUGGCUAUGUGGUUAGGAGUCUUUCCAGUUGAUACGAUUAAGUCUACUCAACAGUCGUCUAAUACCAACGUCUCCAUUAUGAAGGUCACAUCUAAUAUUUAUAAAAGAGGUGGUAUUAAGGCAUUUUUCCCUGGUGUUGGCCCAGCAUUGGCCAGAUCAUUUCCAGCUAAUGCUGCCACAUUUUUGGGAGUCGAGGUUUUUAGAAAGGCCGUGGACGAUCUCAUUUAA